Messenger RNA from Pochonia chlamydosporia 170, 348 nucleotides. RefSeq lists its product as hypothetical. The transcript has a single exon. The coding region runs from base 1 to 348 and encodes 115 amino acids. Lineage: Eukaryota; Fungi; Ascomycota; Sordariomycetes; Hypocreales; Clavicipitaceae. The record is from RefSeq and is a predicted model, not a curated record.
AUGCAUUACUGUAUGAUAAAUGGUGGACUAUGUCCUAUAUACUAUAUUCAAUCCUCCCAUCGCCUCGGCCCUUCUAGUCGCCUCGGCUUGAGUGUGGACUCUCAAUCUUACAAAAUGCACCAGACUUUAUUGCGCCCAUUGCCUGCCAUCCCCAUAUUAGGCUUGCAGUUUGACAAGCUGGGGGAUGCCUUGGCCAUUGCGCCCAAUCCUGAAUCCGUGCCGCCAAUGAACGCCAUGUCUGAGAAAAUGACGAGUACAAAAGCAAAGGCCCGUCCUGCGUCGGGACCUAACCAUGGUGGACUAACAAAACGCAAAAAUAAAAAAGAAAAUGAGCAACACAAAGCUUAA